This is a messenger RNA of Atta colombica, 4614 nucleotides long. RefSeq lists its product as uncharacterized. Gene Ontology annotation, cellular component: extracellular region. The record is from RefSeq and is a predicted model, not a curated record. The transcript is spliced from 3 exons. The coding region runs from base 1 to 4614 and encodes 1537 amino acids. NCBI's taxonomy places the organism in Eukaryota, Metazoa, Arthropoda, Insecta, Hymenoptera, Formicidae. Gene Ontology annotation, molecular function: chitin binding.
AUGAAAGGUACAUACUUAAUCGCCAUUUUAGUGAUCACAUUGGGUAUUGCCCUUAAUGAGUCACUAGCUGAUAUUCCAACAAAAUGUCCCGAGAUUAAUCUACAAAAUGAGACAUUUUUUAUACCCCAUGAAAAUGACUGUACAAAAUUCUACAGUUGUCACAUGGGAGUGAAAGGAAAGCCAAUAGAUUGCCCUUUCAUGGAUGAAAAUGGUAAUAAAUUGCACUUUAAUCCCAAACUUCAAGUAUGCGAUUGGCCCUGGAGUGCAGGAUGUCAGACACCGUCAUCGAAUUCGACAACUUCAUCAAAUAUUCCGACAACAAUAACACCAAAUACUACGACUUCUUCGACGCCGACAACUCCGACAUCAACGCCUAUAACAACGACACCGAGUACUUCAACAUCGACAACUCCAAUACCGACGACUCCGAGUUCUCCAACGCCAACGACUCCGACUCCGAAUACUCCAACGCCGACGACUCCAACACCGAGUUCUUCGAUACCGACAACGCCGACGACCUCGACACCGAGUUCUUCAACGCCAACGACUCCGACACUAAGUUCUUCGACAUCGACAACUCCGACACCGAGUUCUCCAACGCCGACAACCCCAACACCGAGUUCUCCGAUGCCGACAACGCCGACGACCUCGACAUCGAGCUCUCCAAUACCGACAACAUCGACACCGAGCUCUCCAACAUCGACGACUCCGACACCAAGUUCUUCAACGCCAACGACUCCGACACCGAGUUCUGCAACACCGACGACUCCGACAUCGAGUUCUUCAACACCGACGACUCCGACACCGAGUUCUGCAACACCGACGACUUCGACAUCGAGUUCUUCAACGCCGACGACCCCGAUACCGAGUUUUCCAACACCUCCAUUGGAUUCUUGCGAAUCUGAUAACAGAACACACAUGCUUCCCCACGAAACUAUGUGCGAUCAUUACUAUUUGUGUUUCAAUAACUGGGUAAGUCCCAUCUCUCAGAAAUGCGACCGUAAUUUAUUAUUUAAUUCAUUGCUUCGUGUAUGUGAUUAUCCGGAAAAUGUAAAUUGUAAAAACUCUUCGCCAAAUACGGAUAAAUCAAGUUUAUCAUCGAUUUCGCCGCCGUUUAAUUACUCAUUGCCGACAAACUCAGAUCCAGUUGCUUGGGUUUGCGAACCAAAUGGCAAAUACAAAAUUCCUCAUGAAAUUAUAUGCGAUUACUAUUAUUGGUGUGUCAAUGGCACAAGAGGUAUGAAUUGGGUAAGAUGCGAAAGCAAUUUAUUAUUCAAUCCAGUGGUCGGUGAAUGUGAUUACUCGGAAAACGUCAACUGUGGAUACAGAAGUACUUUGUCACCUACAGUUCCUUCUUCAACUAUAAGGAUUACGUCUUUAAUAACUACGACUCUAACGAUUCCAACGACAACAACUUCAACAAUUACGACUCUAACGACUACGACAUCUACGACUCCAACGACUACGACAUCUACGACUCCAACGACUACGACAUCUACGAUUCCAACGACUACGACAUCUACGACUCCAACGAUUACAUCUACGACUCCAACGACUACGACAUCUACGACUCCAACGACUACGACAUCUACGAUUCCAACGACUACGACAUCUACGACUCCAACGAUUACAUCUACGACUCCAACGACUACGACAUCUACGACUCCAACGACUACGACAUCUACGAUUCCAACGACUACGACAUCUACGACUCCAACGACUACGACAGAAAUAACGAUUACAACCCCAACAGAAACCACAACAAAAAAUCCCAAUGAACCCCGUAAGAAAUGUCCUCCAAAAGGAUCAACGGAAAAAGCGCGGAUUGCUCAUCCAUGUCUAUGCAACCGAUAUUAUGACUGCAUAGACGGUGAAAAGAUAUUACAAACAUGUCCGAUCGGUAAGCAUUUUGAUUACAUGAGAGAGAUUUGCGAUUGGGCUUCAGUAGUAAAAUGUAUUCGACCGAUUCCAACCUUUAAAAUUUUAACCUCCGACAUUGAUGACUAUAAUACUACAUGCGCUCCAGAAGGCAGAGCAUUUCAACAUGACACCGAUUGUUCUGCCUAUUAUUUAUGCUCCAACGGUGAGAAAAUUUUAAGACAGUGUAUGGAGGGACUUCACUUCAACAUGACCAUCCAAACAUGCGACUAUCCGCAAAAGAGUUGCGAUCUGAACAGAUCCUCGCCAAGAAUCAAUUUAGAUAUUUGCCCUCCUCCAAAUUCCGUACAGGAAGUAUUUUUACCUCACGAAUGUGAAUGCACACAAUAUUAUGAAUGCAUUGAUGGAAAGAAAUUUCUUCGAUUUUGUCCGAAUCGUCUACAUUUUGAUCCUGUUUGGCAAAUUUGUAACGAUCCAAUUGAAGCCAAAUGUGUUGUUGAUAUAAUUUCGACAACGUCUACAUCAAUAUUUACAACAUCAUCAACUACGGAAGCUAUCGAUGAACCUCGCACAACGUGUCCUCCUAAAGGAUCAACUGAAAAAGUACGACUUCCUCAUCCAUGUCUAUGCAAUCAGUAUUAUGAAUGCGUGGAAGGCGAUAAGGUAUUACAAACAUGUCCAAUUAACAUGUACUUUGAUGAUGCAACAAAUGUUUGCGAUUGGAGCACCGAAGUGAAAUGUAUCUCACAAUUUUCAUCUCACGACAUCCAAAUUAACGAUUACGAUAAUAAUAAUAAUAAAUGUUCUCCAAACGGCAGAGCGUUCAAUCAUGAAGAUAGUUGCACUGAGUAUUAUUUAUGCUCUGAAGGUGAAAAAGUUUUACAAUACUGCUUAGAAGGUCUUCAUUUCAACGUUAGUAUACAGAUGUGCGAUUAUCCGCAAAAGAAAUGUAAUCUAAAUACACCUGGAUCACAACCUAUACCGACAGUCACUUUAAAUAUUUGUCCUCCCGAUUCCAUACAACAAGUACUGUUACCUCACGAGUGUGAUUGCACGCAAUAUUAUGAGUGUAUUGACGGAAAACAGAUUCUUCGAGAUUGUUCGGAUGGUCUACAUUAUGAUUAUGUUCAUCAGAUUUGCAAUGUGCCGAUUAAAGCUAAAUGCAAUGAUUUCACAACAAUGAUUCCUCAAAGCUCAUUUCCUACCAUCCCUGAUUCAAGUAAAUGUUACGACGAAAAUAAUGAAAUACCUCACGAAAAUGACUGCAGAUUAUACUACAAGUGCAACAACGGUGAGAAAAUUUUGAAAACAUGUCCUAGAAACUUAUAUUUUAAUCCAAAGCUUCGAGUAUGUGAUUAUCCAGAGAACGUCGCCUGCAACGUUGAAGAAAACAUACCCAGUACAUCAACACCAAUCAAGUGCAAAACAAUAACAGAAACCACUAAUAUUCCUCAUGAGACCAAUUGUAAUUUGUAUUAUGUCUGCGACAAUGGCGUCAGCAUACUUAAAAAAUGUUCUCCAAAUCUCGUUUUUAAUCCUAUUCUGAAAGUUUGCGAUUUCCCAGAAAAUUAUGUCUGCAAAGUAACACGUGACAAGAACAACAUUAAAAACAUUGAUAAAAUAGUUCAAAAUCUUGAUCCAUUUACUUGUAUUGGUACUUGUCCAGAAGAAGACCCUGAUUAUGCAGUGUUACUUCCAAACGACGAUUGCAAGAAAUUCUGUAUGUGUAGCGGUGGCGUAGCAUGGAUUCAAUUGUGUCCUGAGCCUCUCUAUUUUGAUUCUGUUGAAAAAAUUUGUAAGAAAAAGAAGGAUGCUGUUUGUGGGACACGUUUAUAUAAUCAAGAUAGCUCUUUCAAGAUUGAUAAAAUAGUUGAUAAUGACGAUUCGUUGCAACCUUUAGCCGAUGAAAACGAUAAUGAACGUGAAACAUAUGACAGAUCUCUCGAUUCAUCUUCUUGUAUCGGUACUUGUCUUGAAGAAAAUUCUAAGCAUGCAGUGUUACUUUCAAACGACGACUGCAAAAAAUUUUGUUUGUGUAGUAAUGGCACAACAUAUGUUCAGCCAUGUCCUGAAUUACUUUAUUUUGAUUCUAUAGAUAAGGCCUGUAAACGAAAGAAGGAUGCUGUUUGUGCGGUACGCUCAUUGAUGUUCGACAGAAUAUUUGACGAUGAUUCAGUAUCUCUGAGCGAAAAGGAUUAUAACGAACGUGACUUAUACGACAACCCUUGGUAUAAGCGACUUUUCUAUAAUGUCGAUCCGUCUACGUGCAUCGGCAUUUGUCCUGAAGAAGAUACCGACUAUGAAGAGUUACUUCCGCAUAAGGACUGCAGGAAGUUCUGUAUAUGCCGUAAGGGUUUAACAUACGUUCAACUAUGCCCUGAGUCACUUUACUUUCAUUCUGUAGAAAAGGUUUGUAGACAAAGAAGGCAUGCCGUUUGCGCAACAAAUUCAUUCAAACGAUAUCAUGCAAUUACGAAUAUUAACAGAGAGGAUGAUGAGGACGAUGACGAAGACAAUUCAAUAGAAUUCCUGAGAGAGAAUAAUAAACGUAGAAGACAUAACUACUUAUGGCCACACUUCCAUAAUUUCAAUCCGACUACUUGCAUCGCAAUGGUUUCAUGUGGAUCCAAUCAUGCCCUGAGUCUCUUUAUUUUGACUCAAUACAUAAAAGAUGUAAACAGAAGAAAGAAGCUGUUUGCGCAGUACAUACGUUUAACCAAAAAAAAGUUAUUGUGA